Cuscuta epithymum is the source of this 1167-nucleotide messenger RNA. The record is from the annotation of a GenBank genome assembly. NCBI's taxonomy places the organism in Eukaryota, Viridiplantae, Streptophyta, Magnoliopsida, Solanales, Convolvulaceae.
AGUUUGGAAGGUAUUAGUUGCAGUAAAGAGGAAGAAGAUGAAUACGGGUGGAAGAAAAAUCUUCCGCCGGGAAUGGCUUUUAUCCCGACGGAUGAAGAACUCAUCACUUUUUAUCUCUUACCCAAAUCUCUAAACCUGAAACUUCAUUCUGGGAUUAUCUCCGAUCUUGAUAUUUAUAAAUAUGAACCCCACCAACUUCAAGAUUUUGCUUUUGAUCAUGGCAAUGGGAGAAUGUAUUUCUUCUCUCCAUUGAAGAUGAAGAACAAAGACGGUAGUGGAACGAGAGGCGAUAGGGUCGUCGCCGGCCGCAAGGGUUGUUGGAAGGCUACUCAAAAAAGAGACACAGUCCUAAGCUCAAAAAAUGAAGAAAUUGGCACGAAGCAAUCUUUGGUUUAUCAUACAGCAAAAUGGGGCAAAACAUCAUGGCUCAUGACUGAGUAUAGGUUUCUUGAUGAAUCAGAAUAUAAUAAUAAGGCAUCUCAUAAAUUGGCAUUAUGCGUAAUCUACUAUAAUCAUAAAAAGGGAGGAUCGGAAGCAAGCAGCCGCAAUGAUGAUGGAGAAGUUUCAAAUUUCACUAUUGAUGAACUUCCAAACACAGACUGUAUCCAAAAUCCUCGGCUUAAACGGAAGCGAAAGUCAUCAUCUUCUAUCAGCGCACCAAACUCCGAUUCCAUUGUGAUAACACCCAUUAAUUCUAUAAGUGCGAAUUCUUUUAUCCAAAAACCACCGAUUAUUGGUCAACCGUCUUCUUCAAAAGACUAUUUUGAAAACAAAAGUAUAACUACAAGCUUCUCAUGCCCUUCAGACCAAGGACACUAUCGGCCACCAGUUUGUGCAACGGGUUCCAUGGAAUUAGAAUGUGUUACUGGGACAAAAGUCAACGAAGAGACAAUGACCGAUGAUGAGUUUUGUGAGAUAUUAUCAUACAUCUUUGAUUAGCGUUUAGAAAUACGUACACAUGCAAAACACUUGAUUACAGCUAUGUAAAUGUAUCUUGUUAGUCUAUUACGAGUACUUUUCUGAUCGAAUAUUCAUAACUGGGUAGAGAAAACUUUAAUCUUGUACUCCGUAUUAUAAUGUGCAUUACGAAUACCAAGAUUGAUAUGGUGAUGCACGAUUCUUAUUCAUCAAUAUGAACAUGAUGAAAUGAAUUAUUUAGAGUUUCGC